AUGUUCAAUUCGGGAGAGAGCAAUAAAACGAACGACGAGAAAAUUAAAAGUUUAGUGCUUCGAAGGGGACAACUGAAAGGGAACCUAACGCGGUUUUCGAAUUUUCUAAAAAGCGGAAAUAUUAACAUCACCAGGCUGAAAUUACGAGUAAAAAAUAUCGAUGCAACCUGGGACGAAUUCCAGGCGGUUCAGUCGCAGUUGGAGGAGCUAGAUGCAGGGCGCGAAGUCGAGAGACAAUCGUUCGAAGACAAAUAUUACGGUCUCGCGACAGUGGCGUUAGAAAUGAUCGAACAGAAUGAACAGAACGCGUCUCAAAAUGCUAGUAGAUCGUCGCAGAGUACACACACGAACAUGAUAUCGACUACGAGUACAAAUAACGCAACAAAAUUACAAGCGAUAACCUUACCUCAAUUCAGCGGUUCGUAUGAGGGAUGGUUACAGUUUUACGAAAUUUUUCGAGCUUUAGUAGACCAAAAUUCAGAGCUAUCCAAGAUACAGAAAUUUUACUACUUACAAUCGUGUCUACGCGUAGAAGCAAUUCAAGUUCUUCAUUUGUUAGAAAUUUGCGAAGACAACUACGAUAAAGCUUUAGACUUAUUACGCGAAAGAUACGAGAAUAAACGCGUUUUAAUUCACAAUCACGUUAAAAACUUAUUCGACAUGCAGCCCGUGGCUAAAGAAUCACAUGAAUCGUUACGUAAACUAAUCGACGUCGUAGUAAAAAAUAUUCGUGCGUUAACAAGUCUUGAACAACUCGUCGAACAUUGGGAUACACUAGUAAUAUAUUUAAUAUCAUUAAAAUUAGAUGCCCAUACGCGAAAAGAAUGGGAAAUUUCGAAUAACAAAAUAUCGCCUACUCUCGAGGAAUUCCUACAGUUUCUAAAAAACAAAUGUCAAAUUUUAGAAAUUAUAGACCACAAACAGCAAGCGACGACACCUAAUUUCAAACAACGUACAUUAGCACAUCUCAGCUCAAACGAGUCACCAACUAAUCGAGAAACACAAGUAUAUUGUACAUUUUGUAAACAAACAAAUCAUUUUGCGUACAAAUGUCAAAAAUUACUAACGCUUGCGAUUAAAGACAGGUAUUUUGAACUGAAACGUUUAGGCAUAUGCACAAAUUGUUUACGAUCAGGACAUGACGUGACAAUUUGCCAAGGAAAAAACUGCAGAAUUUGUAAUCGUAGACACAAUUCUGUUUUACACGAUUUUAACUUUUCGCCUAAUUACCAAAAUUCAAAAACGAAUCAAAACGCACAUAAUUACCAGAAUUCAAAACCGAAUCAAAACGCACAUAAUAACCAGAAUUCAAAUCAAAAUUGUAAUGUCGCAAGAAACGAUAAUAAUCCGAAUGAAAAUUUCGACCAUAAUUCAGGUAAGAUUCCAACCGUAAAAGCCGGCAACAGCGGAACGAGCUCUUCGGCUGGAGAAGUGUCGUCACCGCGGCCAGCUGACGCGCGUGCUUCCGGUGCUUGCAUGUUGACGCGCGCGGCAAAUACAAAAUUUGAAUUGUCGAAUAGGGAGUUAUCGUCGCGACAUGCGGAACAGAUUUUACUCGCUACCGCGAUGGUGGAGGUAUUCGAUGUGAAUAAUAGACCGGUAAGAUGUCGUGCAUUGUUAGAUUCGGGAAGUCAAUCAGACUUUUGCACUAAAGAGUUAUUUGAACGUUUAAAUAUACCGUCAAAAAAGUUAAAUUCGUCGAUUCUAGGAAUAAAUAAUGUACGAUGCAACAUGUAUGCCAAAUUCAACACUAAAUUAAAAUCAAUCAAUGAAUCAUUUCAAUCGAAUGUUGAGUUCUUAGUAAUCGAUAAAAUAACAACUAAAUUACCGCAAAUUUCAUUUGAACCCGAUAUAAUAAAAAUACCGCAGAACUUGGAAUUAGCGGAUUCCGAAUUUAGUGAGCCUCGAAAUAUCGACCUGUUAAUCGGGGUAGAGUUAUUUUUUAAAUGUUUGAAUAGCGAACAAAUUAAGUUAGGACGAAACUCACCGAUUUUACAAAACACAAAGUUUGGAUGGAUAAUAGCGGGCCCUUUAGAUUUACACGUUAAUCGAGAUCUCAAGGACAUAAACAUUCCUCAGUGUUUUUUUAACAGUAAAUGA
This is a messenger RNA of Sitophilus oryzae (rice weevil), 2100 nucleotides long. RefSeq lists its product as uncharacterized. The transcript has a single exon. The record is from RefSeq and is a predicted model, not a curated record. The coding region runs from base 1 to 2100 and encodes 699 amino acids. Lineage: Eukaryota; Metazoa; Arthropoda; Insecta; Coleoptera; Curculionidae.